AUGUCCGUGACCAUGAUCUCCAUCCUGUUCUCCGUCCAUGUGGCAUUCCCCGACGCCCGACACCAUACCCGCAAGUUCUUCCGCAUCUCUUACUACAAUCCCAUUACAGGCACCUUCGCCUUGGGGUGGGACGAUAUCUGGUUUGUCUUCUACUGGAUCAUUGUCUUUACCGGUGCUCGAUGCUUCACAAUGGACUACAUCCUCUCUCCCAUCGCACAUCGUGCCGGUAUCCACAAGAAGAAAGCCAAAGUGCGGUUCGCCGAACAAGCCUGGAUUCUCCUCUACUACGGCCUAUUCUGGUGCAUUGGCAUGAACCUUCUCAUAAACUCCCCAUACUGGCUCGACUUACGCGCGCUCUGGCGAAAUUGGCCCAUACGCGAGAUGGAAGGCCUCGCAAAAUGGUACUACCUGGUCCAAUUCGCCUUCUGGCUACAACAAAUCGUGGUUGUCAAUAUUGAAGAGCGCCGCAAAGACCACUGGCAGAUGUUUUCGCACCACCUGGUAACUUGCGCUCUAAUCUUCACUUCCUACGGGUACCACCAGAGUCGUGUGGGCCACCUCAUACUCGUUAUCAUGGACCCUGUCGACAUUAUCUUGUCUCUUGCCAAGAUCCUCAAGUACCUCCGUCUCCAGCUCCUCUGCGACAUUGCUUUUGGCGUCUUUAUCGUCGUCUGGUUCAUCACUCGCCAUAUCUUCUACCCCUUGGUGUGCUGGAGCAUUUACAAGCACAUCCCUGAAGAAAUCUCCUAUGGUUGCUAUUCCGGCAGCGACUCUGACCUCCAUGGUCCACAGCCAGUUCCAGAGGACUGGGACCACCUCACGCAACCCUUCCGCGAUCCAGUUGGUCUUGUGUGUUGGAACAACAACAUCAAGUGGGUGUUCCUCGGUAUGCUACUUGCUCUGCAUGGCCUGGUUCUCCUUUGGUUCGUGCAGAUCGUGCGCGUCGCGUACAAGGUACUUAGUGGGCAGCCUGCCGAGGACACGCGCUCGGACGACGAAGAUGAGGAGGAAGAGGAAGACAUGAUAGACGUGAUAGACAUGGCAAGCACGGAGAAACAGGGGACCGGGUAUAUCAAUCAGGUGAAUGUCGGUGCAGAAUCUCGCCCAUUCAUCGAGAAGGAGGUCCUCUCCACGGACCAGCAGUUCGCCGACGGCAAAGCGAAAAGCCCAACGAGGAAGAGCAGCAGGAGGAGAGGCGAGGGACAGAGCAGCGGGGUCAACCUGUUGGCCGGCAGUGAUCGCAAGGAGUUGCUGGGGAGAAUUGGCUGCGACAAGCCAACGAAUGAGUAG
This is a messenger RNA of Cyphellophora europaea CBS 101466, 1290 nucleotides long. RefSeq lists its product as uncharacterized. Bases 1 to 1290 code for a protein of 429 amino acids. NCBI's taxonomy places the organism in Eukaryota, Fungi, Ascomycota, Eurotiomycetes, Chaetothyriales, Cyphellophoraceae. The transcript has a single exon. Gene Ontology annotation, biological process: ceramide biosynthetic process. Gene Ontology annotation, cellular component: membrane. The record is from RefSeq and is a predicted model, not a curated record. Gene Ontology annotation, molecular function: sphingosine N-acyltransferase activity.